AUGACGAACUUCAAAAUCCAAAUUACGUCCGACAGCGUUUGCCCGUGGUGCUAUGUCGGCUACCGACGCCUAUCACGCGCAAUAACAACGCACAAAGUCACGAACCCACUGGACACAUUCACUGUAACCUGGUCACCGUUCUACCUGAAUGCAGACGCACCGGCGUAUCCAGGUGUCGACAAGCAGGAGUUUUAUGCGUCGAAGUUUGGGGCGCGGGCAUCGGCUAUGUUUUCGCGGCUAAGUGCGAUUGGUGAGGCCGAGGGUAUUUCGUUUAAGUUUGGGGGGAGGCUUGGGAGGACGAGGGAUUCGCAUCGACUUGCUUGGUUUGCGGGGUUGAAGGAGGAAGGUCAGGGGAGUGGGAAUGGGGAUGGGGUGAUUGGGGGUUUGCAGACGAGGGUGGUGGAGAAGUUAUUCCGAGCCUAUUUUGAGGAGGAGAAGAAUAUUACGGAGAGGGGAGUGUUGGUUGAUGCUGGGGUUGCGGCCGGGCUGGAGAAGGGCGAGGUGGAGGGACUGUUGGAUUCAGAUGCUGGGGGGAUGGAAGUUGAUCAGGAAGCUGAGGCGGCGAGGAGGCAGUUUGUGACUGGCGUGCCCUAUUUUAUGGUGCAGGGCCAGUAUGCUGUUGAAGGGGCUGAAGAGCCAGAUACGUUUUUGGACAUUUUCCAGCGUAUAAAGGGCGCGGGAGCUUCGUGA
Molecule: messenger RNA, 690 nt
Organism: Aspergillus puulaauensis
Lineage: Eukaryota; Fungi; Ascomycota; Eurotiomycetes; Eurotiales; Aspergillaceae
Product: DsbA family oxidoreductase
Exons: 2
Coding region: 1-690 (229 amino acids)
Molecular function (GO): oxidoreductase activity
Source: RefSeq, a predicted model, not a curated record